UUACCCCCCCGAAAGAUACAUUAGACAUCUCAGCUAAGAAUAGGUAGAUACAUACCUACCUACCUAGGUAUCGUAGGAAUCCAUUUAAACUGCCCCGCCAUCAAGCUUCAAGUCACAUGGAUGUAACCUCAGCAUCCGUACAAAUUAAAUAUAUCGUGAAAGAUUUAGAACAUGUAGCGAAAAUAUAACAACUCAAUAAGUUUAUAAUUGAUUUGUAUUUGCGGCAAUAUAUCGGUCAUCUAAUAGGUUAAUAGGUGCUCAUGUGCUCAGCAGCAUUGUUGGUAUUCAGGAUGCCUAAUCUAUUAUAUCAAGAGAUGAGUUAACUAAAUAUUUCUUAUAAUCGAAUGAUCUCAUGAUGAGAUUGAAUUAGCGGGUCUGCUCAGACACCGCUCAAGUAAAUUUGUAGGAUUUGCCAUUCUCAUGAGUUGAUAUCCUCGCAUCUUCUUCUCACUAUCCUACUUGGUUUCUCACUUACCCAGUGAACCGCAUGAAAAAGUCGAUGCCUCAUUAGAUAUUACUCUGGCUUUCCUGAGAAUGGCCAUCCUAUUGAACCUACCUAAUGAGAUUCUCAUCUCAAUUCUUGAUGCCCUCGCUGAUGUCGAUCUUCAGUCACUCAUCAUCUUACAACUCAUGAACCGCCGGCUUUAUACGCUUGCCAAGGAUAUCUUAUACAACGUGAAGACUAUCUCGAGCACCGACGACGCGAGCGAUGAUGAGGGAACGCGAAUACAUCCUCUUUGGAGAACGAAAUUUAAAGGCCUAUUCGAUACGUCGGACUGCUUUACGGACGAGGAGAAGGCGAGAAUGGCGUUUCUAACGCUCAACGGCGAUUACACACUCCCCUUCCGCAGGCUCCCAUGGGCACAAACGGAAAGUGAGCGUGACGCAUAUCGCCGCCCAGGAGCGAGCUGGCACGAAAUUAGCCUUACUUUCGGCCGAGCUCCCAUAACCCACUUAGACGUAGUCAAGAGUUAUUCCGCUCCCGAGGGCGAUGCAGUCGACUACUACCAAGUGGAUCUGCCGCCGUCCGGUAUGACAAUGGGUCUCUUCUACGACGUUCUCCUAUGCGACAAGGCAACAUACGGCUACGAGACGGGUAGUUGGGAGCUGAUCGUUGGUCGAAGAUUACAUAGUUUUGAUGUUCUGUUUGAAUACGAAUGCUUCAUUCCGGAUGAUAGAGACUUAGUCGACAUCGGUAAAGAGGCGCGUCAGGCCGCGGUGUUGUACGUGCGGGGUGGCCCAGUGAGCCGUAAAUUCACACCCGAAACCGUGGAGGACAGCUGGGUCGUCAACAGCAAUGUCAAGCGACGACUGCUCCCGUGGCAAGGUCCUAUUCAGAACUUCAUCUUUACCGGAUAUUUCGACUAGAUCCUUGGGGUUGAGACUGGGACUGUUGAAAGCUCAAGGUUCUGACCGCGAUUGCACCCUACGAUCUUCUAAGUCGGCUACGGCUUAGACGAUCCAUAUGUAGGAUUAAGAAGAUGUGGACAUACAUAGGUAGGUAGGUACCUACAUAGUAGACUUUAUCGCAAACCUAAUUACGUCAUAUUUCGAUGUCCUAGGGAUUCCUAGGGAUUCGGUAAAGAUUGCCGACGGGACAAUUACACGUCCGUAG
Daldinia decipiens is the source of this 1615-nucleotide messenger RNA. RefSeq lists its product as uncharacterized. The record is from RefSeq and is a predicted model, not a curated record. Lineage: Eukaryota; Fungi; Ascomycota; Sordariomycetes; Xylariales; Hypoxylaceae. Gene Ontology annotation, molecular function: protein binding. The coding region runs from base 535 to 1368 and encodes 277 amino acids. The transcript has a single exon.